CUUUGUUUAUUUUCACUUCCGGUUUAAAGAAAAAACGUCUUUCAAAGUUGGAUCUUUACAUUGACAUCUCAUUAUGGACAUCAGACCAAACCACACGAUAUACAUCAACAAUUUAAAUGAAAAAAUUAAGAAAGAUGAGUUGAAGAAGUCUCUAUAUGCCAUUUUUUCCCAGUUUGGCCAAAUCUUGGACAUAGUGGCGCUGAAGACACUAAAAAUGCGAGGCCAGGCAUUUGUCAUUUUCAAGGAUAUCAAUAGUAGUACAAACGCACUACGGUCCAUGCAAGGCUUCCCCUUUUAUGACAAACCUAUGAGGAUCCAGUAUUCUAAGAAGGACUCUGACAUGGUAGCAAAGAUGAAGGGUACAUUCGUUGAGCGGCCAAAGAAGAAGAAGGAAGAGGAGGCCCAGGCGGAGAGCAAGAAGAGGAAGCGUGGACAGGCGAAUGCUGCUAGGGAGCGAGCUGCGAAGGAGCAAGCCCGCCAGCCAGUCCAGCCUGUUGUUCAACAGCCUGCGGAUGUCCCAGCUGGUGGUGCGCCGGUUGCCCCAACCAGCAUUCCAGAACAGCCCCCAAACCAGAUCCUCUUCCUCACCAACCUCCCGGAGGAGACCAACGAGAUGAUGCUCUCAAUGCUCUUCAACCAGUUCCCCGGUUUCAAGGAGGUUCGGUUAGUCCCCGGUCGCCACGACAUCGCCUUUGUGGAGUUUGAGACUGAGACACAGUCUGCCGCAGCCAAGGAUGCUCUGCAGGGAUUCAAGAUUACGCCUUCAAAUGCUAUGAAAAUCUCAUUUGCAAAGAAGUAGAUCAUGCUUGGUCAUCACCAUUUCAGUGAAAUAUUAAUGCCAUUCUUCAUCAUAUACUUUCUUUUUACAUUUUUGUAGGUAGCUCGCAUAUCUCUAUGAUUUCCUAUGUUAUCAAUAUUUGGUAAUGCAUUUGCUAUUCAAACAUGUGUCAAGACCAUUGCACAGAGAAGCUGCAUACCAGUACAGUCAUUAAAGGAACUCUCCAGCUCAGGAUCAGUUUGCAUUUUAUAGCCAGUAAAGGCAAUUCUGAUUUAAUUGUUUGACCAUGUACUCCUGCUACUAAGUUCAGUGUUCUUCAAUUUGAUGAGUUUUAUUUCAAUUAAGAAUAAUGUUUGUUUUGAGUAAACUAAUCAACUGAUGGAGAGAGCCACUAUGACUUCCUUCAGCGCUCCUUGGUCAAUGUCGCACUGCCAUCAUUUUCAUGCAUUCAUUGAAAAGUUGUGAUUCUACUGGCCAAUGACACGUUAGCAGACGCCUGCAUUGCACGACAUGGCUUAUGUUAAUUAUAAUGUUGAUCUUUUUUAGCAAGGGUAAGUCUUUCAGUAUUUGUUUAAAGACGCCCAUUGCACGUUAAAGGGUCGUUUGCCCAUUGCACAACAGGGCUGAAAAUAACUUUGAAUGUGUUUGGUGUUCAUCUUGUACCACAUACGCUGGAAAUAAAACUGCAACCAUU
Molecule: messenger RNA, 1472 nt
Organism: Mya arenaria
Lineage: Eukaryota; Metazoa; Mollusca; Bivalvia; Myida; Myidae
Product: U1 small nuclear ribonucleoprotein A-like
Exons: 7
Coding region: 74-799 (241 amino acids)
Biological process (GO): mRNA splicing, via spliceosome
Cellular component (GO): U1 snRNP
Molecular function (GO): U1 snRNA binding
Source: RefSeq, a predicted model, not a curated record